AGUCUUUACCACACUGAAUCAUAUCCAUGUUCUUUCUCUUUCCCUAAACCCUACGAGAAUCACUUCAUUUUUCUCCGCACGUGUUUCACCCGUGCGCCGUCGUGUGUGUUCUCUCUGUUUGCAGUUGCACCAUCCUCCUCCGCUGUCGAAUCUUCUCCGGCAGCUCUCUCUCAUAGAAGCAAGCAACAAUGGCGACUAGUGACGGAGGAAUAAAAUCAACAUCAAUAAAUGGUGUAAAAGUUUACACAAUAGCUUCACAACAACCUUCACUUGCUUCAUGGAUUCCAACUAAGAAGCAACAAUCUCAUCGUCCUAUCAAAAGUUAUACACAAAACGUUCAACUUAUUGAAGAUUUGAGGUUUACAACUGCUACUACAAAGAUUAAAGCCACUCCUGAUGGCGAAUUCAUCAUUGCUUCAGGUAUAUAUCCACCACAAGUAAAAGUGUACGAGGUCAGGGAGCUGGGAUUAAAGUUUGAAAGACAUUUGGAUUCAGAGAUCGUUGAUUUUCAGGUUUUAUCUGAUGACUACUCAAAACUUGCAUUUUUAUGUGCUGAUCGCUCUAUAAAUCUACAUGCAAAAUAUGGAAAGCACUACAGUUUGCGAAUACCAAGGAUGGGAAGGGAUAUUACUUAUGACGACUGGUCUUGUGACUUGCUUUGUGCUGCCUCUUCCCCGGAUCUUUACAGAAUUAACUUAGAGCAGGGACGAUUUCUCUCCUCCCUUACCACACAAUCCCCCGCAUUGAAUGUGGUUUGUCGAAGCAAGGUUCAUGGGUUAGUUGCCUGUGGUGGUGAAGAUGGUGCUGUGGAAUGCUUUGACCCACGUGUGAGAUCUUCAGUUGGUAGAAUUGAUGCUGUCGGACCUAGUGGUGAUGUUGACCAGGAGGUCACAGCAUUGGAGUUUGACGGUGAUGGGGACUUCUUAAUGGCUGUUGGAAGUAGUGCAGGAAAGGUUCUCAUCUAUGACCUGCGCUCGUCACGUCCUGUACGAAUACAAGAUCACAUGUAUGGCAGUUCCAUAUUGGACAUAAAGUGGCAUCGUACUCUUAACUUCGAAGGACCAAAGUUGAUAACUAGCGAUAAACAUGUCGUUAGGAUAUGGGAUCCUGACACGGGAGAAAGUUUAACCAGCAUUGAGCCGACAACAGGAGAAAUAAAUGACGUGUGUACAUUUCCUGGUAGUGGUUUGAUCCUGUUGGCCUUGGACUGUAGCCAAAUACCAUCUUACAUAAUACCAUCCCUCGGACCUGUUCCCAAAUGGUGUUCUUCUCUAGAAAAUUUCACGGAGGAACUAGAGAUGGGUGGACAAACAACUAUUUAUGAUCAUUACAAAUUUUUGACAAAGGAGGAGCUUGACAAGUUAAAUUUGACCCACCUGAUUGGCACCAAUGUACUUAGAGCCUACAUGCACGGUUUCUUUAUUAAUUAUAAAUUAUACAAAAAGGCAGAAGAUUUGGCGGGUACUUCCAACGCUGAAAAUUAUAUUGAACAGCGCAAGCGAGAAAAAUUAGAAGCUGAACGGGCCUCAAGAAUUACGAUCAAGAGAAAAUUACCCAAAGUUAAUCGGCUCCUUGCAGCUCGCCUCCUUGAAAGUGAAGAUGUUGAAAAUGAGAAGAGAGAUGCUGUUGAAGAUGUUGAAACUAAAAAGGCAUCCAAGAAAAAGAAAGGGCUUAGCAUGCAAGAUCUUGAAGAUGAUAGAUUUAAAGCUAUAUUUACAAAUAAGGAAUUUGAGAUUAAGGAGGACUCUGAAGAAUAUUUGGCUUUGCAUCCCAUGGGUGCUAAAAAGCAAACAUCCUUGUUAAAGGAACAUUUCGAACCUGUCAUGUCUGAUGACGAUCUAAGUCUAGGUGAAGAUGAUGCAUCUGAAGAUGAACCUGCAAAUAAAACAAACGAGAAAACUCGUGUUCCAAGGAUGUAUGAAAUUAAGGAUGAGCAGCAUGCAGAGGCAUUUUGGAGCCGAAAAUCAAUUGCAGACGAGGAAUCACUUCCUAUGGGAGAUAGAGUGGAAGCUCUUAAAAAUGAACAACAAUCCUCUCAUAUUCCACGUGGUGUUAAGCGGGGACCUGGGGGAUCACGGGAAAUAACCUUCACUUCGAGAAACAGGGCAACCUACAAUGAAGAUGAUAUAGAUAAAAAAGUGGAACCCCGGAAAAAGAGGGGAGUUCAGUCGUUGGGGCUCAAGUCGCAGGGACCAGUAUUUAAUGGCCGUGGUCGUGGCCGUGGGAGAGGUGGCCGUGGGAGAGGACGUCGAUAGUGACCAUAUACAUAAAUGUAAAUGGCAUUUAAUUUCCCAGAUCUUGCUUGAUCUUUAUGGUGUGGGGUAUGGGUUGCAUAACUGCAUUACCUCUAAUGUAUCAUUUAUACCCUAUCAUCCUAACAGUUUACUUUUUUGUUUUUUCCUCCCCUUUAUUUUGAAUUCUCUUUCAAGAUAAAUUUUGUUUCCCUUGUUAAGGGGAAAGGGGAAGAGGUUUGAGUUAUCACGUGACAUGCUAAACAUAUACGGAGCAUGUAAUCUGAGUUUUGUGUUUAUGUAUUCUUUACCCAUUUCGGAUGAAUUUUCUCCCUUAAAUUGUUUGAUUCAUAAAAGAAAAGCUCCAAUAACUUCUACUUA
Messenger RNA from Medicago truncatula (barrel medic), 2612 nucleotides. RefSeq names its product nucleolar protein 10. The coding region runs from base 189 to 2255 and encodes 688 amino acids. The transcript is spliced from 16 exons. Gene Ontology annotation, molecular function: protein binding. Gene Ontology annotation, cellular component: nucleolus; nucleus; 90S preribosome. NCBI's taxonomy places the organism in Eukaryota, Viridiplantae, Streptophyta, Magnoliopsida, Fabales, Fabaceae. Gene Ontology annotation, biological process: maturation of SSU-rRNA from tricistronic rRNA transcript (SSU-rRNA, 5.8S rRNA, LSU-rRNA). The record is from RefSeq and is a predicted model, not a curated record.